AAUUAGGAGGCAGGAGUGCCUUACGGGAUACGUCUCAUUUAGACUUUGAAGGCAGAAGGAGUGACUACAACGGGCACAUCUGUGUGUUUGAUGCCACGUUUAAGCGAGCAGUAGGAAAAAGGAAGGAAUGGCAGACAUACGGAAGAAACUUGUCGUGGUGGGGGACGGCGCAUGUGGGAAAACAUGUCUUCUUAUUGUAUUUAGCAAAGACGAGUUUCCCGAAGUGUAUGUUCCGACUGUGUUUGAGACAUAUGUGGCGGACAUAGAGGUGGAAAACAAACAAGUCCAGCUAGCUUUGUGGGACACAGCUGGACAGGAGGACUACGACCGGCUGCGCCCCCUCUCCUAUCCGGACACCGAUGUAAUUCUGAUGUGCUUCUCCGUGGACAGCCCGGACUCGUUGGAAAACAUCCCAGAAAAGUGGGUCCCUGAAGUCAAACACUUUUGUCCGAAUGUACCCAUUAUAUUAGUGGCCAACAAGAAAGAUCUGCGCAACGACGAGAACGUAAAGAACGAGCUGUCCCGGUUGAAGCUGGAGCCCGUGAAGGCAGAGGAUGGCCGGGCCAUGGCCAUGCGCAUUGGCGCAUAUGACUAUUUAGAGUGCGCUGCCAAAACCAAGGAGGGGAUCUGGGAGGUAUUCGAAACCGCAACACGGGCUGCCUUGCAGAAACGCAAAAUACCAUCAGGAAGUUGUCUCAAAUGCUGUGUUUUGAUGUGAAUCGACGCAGACAACUGUGCCGCGCAGACAAUAUGCUUCCCCCGCUGGGAUCUGUGUUUUAACAUGUACGGGCAGAGACAAUGGUUUGGAUACUCCCAUGUAAUCACACGACCUUGGUCGAACCAAACCCAAUGACUGCAAACAGGUUGUUUUCAACACCCUCGAUGAUGGGUUGAUAUCGGGGCGUGUGUCUGUGAAAUGCACUGGUUACAGCAUGUUAUUUGUUGUCACAUGAUCCCUGUCUGGCAGGUUAAGAGGUAAAAAGGUCAAGCUUAAUAUCAGUGGAUGCCUUAUUUAUCCCCUUUGUAAUAAUGAGGACAUGUCCUUUCUAAAGGCCUGCUUUCGAGCCAAGGUUAAAAUUGCUUACUUUUUGUGUUUCAAAGUGUUUGCAUAGGCCACUGCCUUACUGCCAAGGUUAUACUUUAUAAUAAGCAAAGCAGUAAAAAAAAUUGCACUCGAUAUUAAUGUCCACUUUGUAUUGUAAACAAUGACUAUUAGUUUGUGAAAUUGCACAGCAUCUGGACAGUACAGUGAUUCACAGAAAGUGUUAUGAGAAGUAAAAGUCAGAGCAAGGAUGCCUGAGGUCUUCUGUAUAGUUUCUUGUGAUGUUUUACGCCAUUCUGAAUAAAGAUAUAGCUUAAGUUUACAGUUAAAGAAAUCAGUUGUCUCAGGUUUGUUAAAAGUAUGUUGUCGACUCCAGUAUUAAAUGCCUAGUUUAGUAGUUCCUACAACAGGUAAAAUAAACAUUGAAGUUCAAAGAGACUAAACAUUGGCCAGCAUUAAAAAAAAAAAAAAAAGGCCAACCACAUUGUCCAGUGUAGUUAAUUCCAAGUAUCUUGUCAAAUGUACAAACAGUUAAUAGAAAUAUAAUUGGUAUGUUUGCUAAGCAUGUUACUACCUUCCCUUAUAGCUCACCUGAUCCCAACCUUUUUAAGCACUAAGUAUCUCACCAUGUUUCUGAAUUUGAUAUCCAGGUCUAGCUGUUUUACAGGCUGGAAUAUCUCAGCUGUGUUGUAGUAGACAUUUUCUAUUUAGCUACAGCUUCCUUUACAGUUAUGGUGUUGAUAUGUCCAAGAGAAGAUUAAGCAUGUGUGAUGGUUUAGCAUGUGAGUGCUAUGCUCAGUUAAACUCGUUUUCUUGGAAAAUGUCAAGAAAGAAGAAUGUGCUAUGUCAGAGCUCUAUGAGCCAGUAGAACAGGGUUAUGUUGGGUAAUGGAAGGGUGUGGUAAUUAAAAAGAAACACAUGGAAUUGUUUCAUAUGUUAUUAAACCACAAUCUUAUGAUAAUUACACAAAUGGGUAUCCCUUUGACAAAAACAGUACUGUUUUAUUUAUGAAGAUGUUAAAAUGUGUUUACAGGCGUUAAACUGAGUUAUCAAUGUCUUCCAUUAUGACUGUGAAUGUACCUCAAAUUUGUUAUGUCAAAAAUAUUGUUGGAGCUUUGAAGUUGGCAUCAGUAUUUAACGAAUUUGAGCCAAAAUUCCAUCUUGUGUAAUAAAUUAAACUCAUGUUUAAUCUGUGUCUAAACAAAAGUGCUGUCCUCUUACAGGAUAGUGGGAGUGCUGGUUUAAAUGACAACUAUGAACAUCAAUUACAGAGGGUGUUGCAACACUGUGAAUCCAGGAUAUAAAUCAUUGGUGGAUUUACUAUACAAGUUGUUCUUUUAGUGACAGAGAAACAACAUUUUUCUUAAAACAUGUCAUUUUUCAGUGGUUAAUUAAACAAUUGCUAAGAUAAA
Messenger RNA from Gymnodraco acuticeps, 2454 nucleotides. Its product is annotated as rho-related GTP-binding protein RhoB-like. Gene Ontology annotation, biological process: small GTPase-mediated signal transduction. Bases 128 to 718 code for a protein of 196 amino acids. The transcript has a single exon. Gene Ontology annotation, molecular function: GTP binding; GTPase activity. The record is from RefSeq and is a predicted model, not a curated record. NCBI's taxonomy places the organism in Eukaryota, Metazoa, Chordata, Actinopteri, Perciformes, Bathydraconidae.